UUGGCCGUAGUAGACCGUGUUUCCUUCUUCUGUACAGCACUUGGUUAUAAAAGUGGUUUUAACUCGCCCUAAGGAUGGGUCAGAGGUGCAUUCUGACCUUGUCUGGUUUCUUAUACUUGUGUCUGAUCUUCAUUGUCUUUUCGGAUCUAUCUUUGACCUUUCGUCCAAAUGAAGAGGGUUUUACAAAGCAAGGUUGCGUGACAACAAAACUCUUCGGGCUUUCUAGACUUCCCUUCACUCUGCCCUUCAGCUUUGCCGUUUUCCCUUCACACGACUUCUACCUGUUCGCGGCCCGUGUCAUCGCCAGGGACGCGUUGCUGUACGACCUCCACGUCUGGACCAAAGGCGACGCUACCAGAGCUUUUCUCAAGGACCAACACGGAGCUGUCCUCCUCAAUGAGAAUGGGUUGCCAGUCGUUCGACGAUCCUUGCAAAUUUACCUCCUGGAAGAUACGUUGGGUUUUGUCUUCGAUGCCUUCGAAGAUGAGGAAAAGGAGUCUGCCGCGAGCGGGAAGGAUUUUAUUUCUGACGAUAAACAAGCUUCUGCUGUCUCGGGGCAAAAUCCUGAAGCCAAAGCAACGCCGGUUUCACCAAGGCAGCCGUUACCUAAAAGAAACAAGUCCAUCGAGGCGAAGAUAAUCAAGUUUUCUCUGCCAGAGAUAGACCUUACAGACAUCAGCCGUGUAGACCUGCACAACUGGGGUGCACCCAUGAAACUUUGUGUGUACAAAGGCAUCACAAGUGUCACUGCUUCAACAGACUUGCCUGCACACUCGUCUAGCAUAAAAAUUCAACAAGCAAAUCUCCGUUGUUUAAAUACUUCCAUUGAAGAGAUAAAUGAAGAGGAAAAGAAUGAAGGAGGGAAUUCUGACACCCAAACUGACGUGAUAAAGAUUUCGAUGCUGAUACUGUUGUCUGCCAUCAUGUUGCUGACCUUCUCCUCAUUCUACGUGAAAGCGAUGAGCAAACUGAUGCAGUGUGAUGAGGAGCAAGACUAUGCAGAUCAUUCUCUGGUCAUUUGCAUGGGAGACUGUGGAGAGCGUGGACGCCGAGGCUCUGGCCGAAGCUCAACCCAGGAAGCUUUGAGAGGGCGAGCUUCCCCGGCCAAUGGUCACGAGUCCCAGCAGAGCACACAAAAUGCAGGGGACAAACAUGCGCAGUCGUGACGUCAUAGUUGUGUACGGCAGCAAAUGGGCAAAGAAAAAGGUUUCCGAAGGGAGAGGCACUUUUCCGCCAAAUUCCGGACGAAUUUGAGUAUAAUAGAUUCUUAAGACCCUCCAACACUAGCACUCUUUCCAUAUUUUUUUUUACUUUUCUGAGACGAAAAUUCUUCCUUGAAAAACGGCCUACUUUCCCGCUGCUAUUUUGUAGACGAGGCUGUCUGAGAAAAUCUUUUCAAAAUGUUCUACUUAUACUUUUAUUUCUAAAGAAAGUGUAAUGCAGUACCCAUGCCUGUGGAAUCUACAGAGCUGAGGAGAUGACCCUGAUGGGAAAAGUGGUCGUGUGAUGAAAUCUAUUGUGGCUUCUGCCCUUUUCCGGGAGACAUCAGCGCGAGUCGGUGUCCGCUUUGAGCAAAAUGCGGUAAUCUCGUUUUCUCUUGAUCUUGAUUCCUGGAAUAUGUAAGCGAAGUCACAUGAUAAAUCUCUGCUAACGUACAUGUGAUUGCAAUAUGCCAGAUUUUGAUGCUCAUCAACCUGUUUCAAGCACACAGUGGCUGAUAGUGUAUGAUGUCUGUGAUCAGAUUUAAGAUAUUAAAAGCUUUG
This is a messenger RNA of Penaeus chinensis, 1763 nucleotides long. RefSeq lists its product as uncharacterized. Lineage: Eukaryota; Metazoa; Arthropoda; Malacostraca; Decapoda; Penaeidae. Bases 75 to 1166 code for a protein of 363 amino acids. The transcript has 4 exons. The record is from RefSeq and is a predicted model, not a curated record.